CGAGAGUGGGAAUUUCAAUUUUGCCAACUCCACGACCUGGUUGUUGGUUGCCAAGACGUUGGAGCUGUGGCAGACACAAGCGCCCACAAGCACAAGCACCCACCACAUACACACAAGACACGAGUAGUGCUGCUGCUGGCUGGUGUCACGCAAGCGCAGUCGCGAGCCACACACCGCACCGCCGCCAUGACAUCCAUUCUGUGUCAGUGGCUGAACGAGGAUGUCCACCUUUCCUCCACAAUCGACGCUGACCGCUUCGCAGAGCAGUUCUCAAAUGGCUACCUGUUUGCAGAGUUGUUGACCAAGCACAACCUACCAUGUGACGUGCGCACCUUCUCCAAGUCAAAGUCUGCAGAGGCCAAGCUCAACAACUUCUUGAAGCUGGAGCCAAGCUUUCGCGCCCUUCGCAUCCCCUUUGACGCCAACAUGGCGCGGGACAUCAUGGAGGGCAAGCAUGGCGUGGCCAGUCGCCUCGCGUAUCAGCUCUUUGUUCAACUCAGCCAGUUCAAGUCGGGGGACUUCACGUGGAGCGAGAAGUUGCGGGCGGCGGGAACACAGCCGGAGCCGCACUUUGCAUCUACGCUGCGGCAGUCGACGAAGCGGCAGAUUGACCUCGAUCACAUGAGCAUUGAGGAGAGAUUCAAGGACAGGCAGCGCCAGCAGGAGGAGAAGGCGUUGCGUGCACAGCGCGCAGCGGAGCAGCAGGCACUCGCCAUCCGCAAGCAGAAGCACGCCGCCACACUUGAACGGUCGCGGGAGAUCAAGCGACAGUAUGAUGAGCGGGUGAAGCAGUUUGCCGGCCCCACGAAAUCCCGCAUCACCCAGCAGCGCAAGGGCCCGCCCGUCGCCACACUCAGCAAGUCGAUGCGGCAGGCGCACCUUGCCAACAAGGAGGCAGUGCGCCAGCAGCACCAGGACAUGGUUGACCUCACGCUCUUUGAAACGCGCCACGGCCUUCAUGAUGGCGACAGUGGCGAUGGCACCGGUGCGGACGACACCACCAUCGGUGUCCCGCCCACCGCCGCAGAUGCACAUGGUGGGCAUGUGUCGUCGUCGUCGCGAGCAGGGACAGGCCGUGGCAACAGGGGCACCACCACACCUCGCACCUCUGGUGGCAAGACACCAACCUCUAACACCAGCAACACCAGCAGCAGUCACCCGCGUCCGCCCAGUCGUCCGCGCACAGGGAGCGCUCGCCCGCGUGUUGCCUCUGCCCGCCGCAACCGGUCUGUGACAGACGACGACGACGACACUGCUGCUGCUUCUGCUGCAACAGGCGCGACAGAGACGGGCAGUGAAGGCGCAGGGCAUGACGACAGCGUUGCGCCGCUUGCAUCAGUGACAUCAUCCACGCGCGUGCAUGACGCAAUCGCGCGGCAGCCAAGACCCGUCACGUCUGCAUCCACAAUGAAGCUGUUUGACAACGACUUUGUCAACGCCGUUCGCUCCCGCAAGCGCGAGGAAGAGGCCGCACGAACGGAUCGCGAGCGGCGCCGGAAGCGGAUGCUGGUGGAACAGCUUGAACUGCAGAAUGAAAUCGCUGCGGAGAUGGACCGGCGGAUGGAGGAGAUGCAGCGGCGGCGGCAGUCGAACCGCGACGACCGCAUCGCCGCCCAGCUCACCAAACUCAAGGCUGAGAAGCUCCUCAUGCGUGAGAACAGGAUCCAGCGCCAGCGCGAGGCCCUCGAACGAAGGGAGAAGGACUUUGCAGCCGCGCUCGACAGAGAGGCCGAGUAUGCACGCAAGUUGAAGGAGGAUCACAGAGAGGAGCUGGAGCGAAAGGCGCAGAACCUCAAGACCCUCAAGGCGAAGAAGGCCGCUGCACAGCGCGCCCAGACAUCCAAGUUCUGCCGGGAGUCUGUGGAGGAGAUUGUGUCGCUCGCGCUGAAGAAGAUUGAGUAUUCGCACCAGUACGGCGGCAAGGAUGUGCCGAUUGCCACGUGGCUCAACUGGAAACAGCUCUUCAUCAAGGGGUUCCCGCUCGACGUCGCCGAGGACAGCGAUCACCAUGCCCACGACCACUUGGACGACUGCGAGCUCUUCCACUACCUCGACCUCGAGGGCAUUUGGGGAAGCGUUGCCAAGGAAGACGAGAAGGAACUGAAGUCCGAAGGCGACCCGAACGUGCCCAACCCCAUCCUGCAUCAUGUUGUCACGACCCUUGUUGACCGCACAUACCCAAACCCGCAGCCAUGGGAGCCAGCAGCCGUCCCUCACCACAAGCUCAGGUGCAUUGUGAGCUGCAAACCAUCCAAGGAGGUUGAAGACAUGCUGCACUCCAUUGCAAAGAAGCACAACGCCUCUGUUCUCGACGCACAACAGCAGGAAGAGAGCGGGCCGCAUUUGUCACUGCGUGCACAGCUCGGCACGCUGGCCCUGUCGCGGUUGUCCAAAGGCGAGCCUGUCGAGGACCGCGUCCUAUGCGCCAUUGUCGUCCACGGUAUUCGCCAGCUGGACCCAGCAAGCAGCGGCUGGAUCCUCUGCAACUUUCCCCGCACCAGGAUCCAGGCGGAGCUGCUUGAGCGGUGCCUGAGCGGUCGCGUCAUCACGAGUCGCCCGCCAACGCCGACGACCCACUUCCCGCGCGCUGACUCUCUCCUCCUCAAGAACCAGCAGUCACACACCACCAGCCACCACAACACGGCAAUUGGCGGCAGUGGUCACGGCAUGCAGUCGCACCCAACGGCAGCCAAGUCCGGCACAUCGCUUGGCGGUGCAAAGGCGUCAGCAGCGGGGCUGACGGGUGCUGGUGCUGCGUGCUCGUCGUCCUCACCCUCCACGACAUCAAUCGCAGACGGAAAACCGUUGGACAUUUCCCAGCGCAGCAUCGACUCUGUGAUUGUGCUUGACAUGAGCGACGAGGCCGUGCUCAACCGCGUGCUCGGCCGGCGCAUCGAUCCGGAAACCGGACAGCGCGUCCACAUUGAUGACGUGGAUGCGCUCCUGCACACGGAGGACGAUGCCGUGAGUCCGCACGGCAAGAAGAGCAUUGAUCUUCGCACGAGCAGCACGGAGGCCAUGAUGGACCCCUCUGCCUCGUUUGAGGACAGCCCGCUCAUCCGCCUGACAGAGGUGGAGGAUGGCGACCUCGCUGGCGACAAGGUCGAGCAGAUGGUCGCCACGUACAACGCAGAGGCGCCCGCGAUGCACGCGUGGUACGACCGCCACUUUGGCGUUGUGACGCACAUCAAUGGCAACGGCGCUGCCAGUGCUGUGGACAGCGAGCGCGGGGACGUUGCUGCUGCGCUUGAGAAAGCGGUGGUGUGGGCACUGGAGACGGAGGCGCGCGAAGCACAAGAGGCGUGGCAGGCACUGCACGCUGAGGAAGAGCGGGUGCAGCGCACGCUGUCGCAGCCCAUCAUCGCCGUGCAGGAGCAGGCCACGGUUGAGGCGGCUGUUGCUGCCGUGCACACGUCCUCCUCCCCGAAUCUCGCUGGCGAUGGCAGCGGUGGCGACAACACCAAGCCCAAGAGCGCCAGCACGAACAGCAACAGGGGCAGCGGUGACACGACGAGCAAGGCGGCGAGCGAGCGCGGGUCGUCUGCGCUUGGCGCGCCCAAGUCGCCGUCAGCUGCGAGGAAGAAGAGCGGCAAGAAGGGCAGUGGCUCGUCUCGCCCGGGGACUCGCGGUUCGCGCCCAGCCAGCAAGCGAGGCGGCCAGGACAAGGACAAGGAUAAAGACAAGGAUAAGGAUGGCGCUGCAACGGCUGGUGGUGCGAUGGGCGGGCAUGUUCCUGACGCAGACAAGCUGAAGCAGGAGGCCGGCGCCAUCAAGGCGGAGAAGACGCGUGCUGCCACGGAGCUGGCUGGCAGCGGCGGUGCCCUCCAUCGCGCCCGCGACGAGCAGCCGACGUUUGUUGACCUGACGGUUGAUGCUGAGCUUGCCAAAGGCCUGGUGCCGCUGUGGGACGUCAUGGAGCGCUGCUACGUCGGCGAUGUCAAGCAGAUGCUGCGCAAUCUGCGGCACUGCCGGCAGAACAGCUCCGAGUCGCUCUCUGCGCUCGAGCGCGAGAUUAUGGGCUUUCUCUCGCGGCCCGACGCGGCGCAGGAGUAUGUCAACAGCUGGCAGCGCGCCUUCAACGAGGUGCCGGACAAGCUGCGCGGGAACGAUGCCUGCAAGGCCGAGCUGUACCAGCGCGUUGAGGAGCUCAAGGAUGCGCUGUAUGACAUAUGCGACCAGCGGAAGCAGGAGGCGGAUGACCUGCUACAACAGCGCGCAAACGACCUGAUGACGGACGACCAGUGCAAUAUCGCGCUCAACGCGUUUAUUGGGCUGAUGCAGGCGGAGGUGGAUCGCUAUGUGCAGACGCAGCAGCUGCUCAGCGACACGUACUGCCACAUGCAGGGCAAGCUUGCGGACGACCUCGCUGCGAACCAGCCCACGCUGCCGCUCGUGGACAUGCACCACAAGCCCAACGAGCGCACGUCCGCGCGCACGAAGAAGAAGCAGCCAAUGGCUGACAUUGUUCCGCAGGAGAGCGGUGUGCCGCUGCAGCUGCGCCAGAGCAUGGACGAUGUUGGCGACGCGCUGGCGCUGACAACGGCGAUGACACUUGCACUUGAGGCGGUGCCGAAGCGAACGGAGCCCGCCGUUGUGCGGCAGGAGGCUGCGAGGGCGGCGGAGGAGGAGGCAAGGCGAAAGGCCGAGGAAGAAGCGGCAUCGAAGAAGAAGGGGAAGAAGGGGAAGAAGACGGCUGAACCCGAAGAGGUGCCCCCGCCAGAACCAACGGAGGAGGAGCUUGCAGCCAAGAAGGCGGAGGAGGAGCGAAAGGCGUUUGUCGCCGCAGCGGAAGACGAGCACUUUGCUGCCGCUGUCAUUGAGGACAGGCGGUUCCGUGCGCGGCUGCACCUCAUCCAGCACGUGGCGCAGGGCAUGCUGAAGCAGCUGCGAGAGCCCGCGUCGCAGAGCCUGGAGCGGCUGGAGCGGGCGAUUGGACAGCGGUACAAGAAGGAGCACGAGAGCGUGGAUCGCCUCUGUGCACAGGCGCGCAGUGCCAUUGAGGCGCAGGUCAAGAUUUAUCGCGAGCUCGUCUUCAUUGAUGCCAACUUUGACGUGAACCGGGAUGUGGUGCUGUCGCCCGUGCCGCGACCGCCACGCCCUGCGACGCCUGUUGAAACGGAGCGUUUUGACGAGUUUACAAUUGCGCAACUUCACGCCUUGCAUAAGGAGCUGUCGCUGAUUGCGCCGAGCGGGUUUAUCCCGCGUGACGACAUGGUGGACCUCAUUGACCGCCUUCGCCAGCAGCCGGCGUGCGCGGGUGCACUGCCGCCCAAGUUCACCACCAUCACGCGCAAGGACAUCGCGAGCGCCUUUGGCAAGUGCUACACCCCUGAAAGCGACUGGGUGGACUGGCGCAUGUUCCUGGUGGACAUGUGUGCCAUCCCAGAGCCGAAGACGGAGGCCCUCCUGCGCUCGUUUGCAGAGCUGUACGCCAUGAACACACACGGCACCGUGUCGUGGCUGCAGUACAACGCGGCGUGGCUGUGGUUCGCGCCACCACAGACCACCCCAACCGCAGAUGUGCACGCACCACGCGCGUUUGAUCGAGGUGCGGGCCUCAAGCGACUGCUGUUUGAUGUGUUCGCCGGGGACGCAGCCACGUACUUUGGGCGGGAGAUUGACUUCUUCACGCUGUUCACGUACAUUUGUCGCGGCAACAACGGGCGCACGGCGCUGAGCCGGGUGGCAACGCUGGUGUCCAUUGCAAAGGGGUGCACACCACUGCAUGAGGUGCAGACUGCACUCGCCCGCGCACUCGCCGCCGCAGGCAUCAACACCACGAGUGGUGAUGCAACAGAGGGCGGUGAUGGUGAUGGCGAUGACGAUGACGAUAGGAAUGGUGAUGCGAACACCACAGACAACAAUGGCAACGGCAGCAGCAGCGGUGUUGUUGUUGGCGGCGGCGGCAGCAGCAAGGACACGCUUGACGGCAGCGUGAGCACAAUGGAGGCGCCAACAACGCCGCUGCGAACCGUGCCGAGCACCCCGAAUGUGUCUGUCUCCACCUGGUCCCCAUCGAAGGACGGCGAGGAAGGCGGUAGUGACGGUGAUGGUGACGACAACAGCCACAAGGUCGAGAUUGAGGUGAUCCCGCAGUCUGAUGCUGGCGACACAGCACCAUCAACACCAGCGGCAGCGUCAACACCCGACGACAAGGACAAGGACAAGGACGCGGGCAAGACGAAACGCAAGUCCAAGUCCAAGUCCAAACCAAACGACGGCGAAGGCGACGAGGAGCGCGAGCUGUCGGCAUCGAGCGCCCGCAAGUCCAAGGGCCGCGACGGCAGCGGCAGUGCACGGUCGCGGCGCGCAUCGAUGAACCCGUCGUCUGCGCGCAAGGGCCUCAAGUCGCCAUCCCGCGGGGCAUCACGGCGCGGCAGCAAGAUCAUGCGCGAUGACGACAACAGCAACGCCGACGACGCAAACAACACGUCCAUCAGCAACAACGAGAGCGCCGAUGUGUUUGAGCUUGGCAAUGUGGACGGCGACACGUCUGCUUCGACCAUGCACGUGGAGGACGAUGUGGUGGUGCAGCUGCCAGUGCGCAUCACGUCGGAGGUGCUGCUGUCGCUGAUUGCUCACGGCGUGCGCGAGCUAGGGGACAUUGAGACGGACGUGACGCAAGCCGAGCACGUGGCUGGCGCUGUUGAACUGCACCAGAUGCUGUCGCUGACGGCCGACGAAGCGGAGGAGAUGAUUGCGUAUGUGCAGGCGGCACAGGAGCACCUGCGGGAGCAGCAGCGAUUGGAGGAUAAGGAGAGAGCUGAACGUGGCGAUGGUGAUGAUGAGGGUGAUGAUGAUGAUGAUGAUGAUGAUGAUGGCGAGAAUGAGCACGUGCGCUUUGCAGACGACGACAGCGCUAAGCAAGGCGGUCUCCGUGCAGGCAAGAAGACGAACAAACAGGAGGGGGGUGAAGUGCAGGGUCGUGGCGCUGAUGGCAACGCCCAUAUGGACGACGGCAGCGGUGACAAUGACGCGCAGGAUGGUGGUGGCGAUGAUGGUGACGGUGACAAUGAUGCUGACGCCGAUAAUGUUGUUGUUACGGCAGAUGAGCUCGUGUUUGGCUCGUCGGCGCCGUCCAUUCUUCUUCCGCUCCAGUCCAAGUUUGCUCGAUGCACACGACUCUAA
Molecule: messenger RNA, 7128 nt
Organism: Salpingoeca rosetta
Lineage: Eukaryota; Choanoflagellata; Craspedida; Salpingoecidae
Exons: 18
Coding region: 187-7128 (2313 amino acids)
Molecular function (GO): protein binding
Source: RefSeq, a predicted model, not a curated record